This is a messenger RNA of Trichobilharzia regenti, 13368 nucleotides long. NCBI's taxonomy places the organism in Eukaryota, Metazoa, Platyhelminthes, Trematoda, Strigeidida, Schistosomatidae. The record is from the annotation of a GenBank genome assembly.
AUGCCAUUAACAAGUUCUGAACUUAUAAAGUGUUGUUCACGUCUGUUCGCUCUACAUAUCAAGAUUGUUCUUCCAGAAACUGAGGUUUCUUCGAAUUCUGAUUCUCAGUCAACGUUGUGCGAAGAGGAAUCGCCAGUACUGUCUGAUUUAUUCGCACAAAUUGGCUUAAGUGUACAUCAGUUUCAAGGUCACUAUAAACAGCCAGCUUAUACGUCACCGACAAGCGACAAAAAUUGUUCUAAACAGUCGGUCAUUGACAAUACUACACCUCAUUCAUCAACAUUAUCCAAAAUUGCUAUUAUUCCACACGAAAGAGCUCAACGUCUCGGCAUUUUACGCUCUGUAAAACUUCAUGAGGCAUGUUUUGAAUUUCUUAGUUCCAGUUCGACUGAGGACGUUAAAAAAUGGAGUCAUUUAUAUAAACAAGCUUAUCCCAAGAGUUUAUUUUCAAUUAUCUUAGAUUUAAUGAAUUGGAUUGUUUUAAUGUAUUAUCAUGAAUUGGAAUUCCCAUGUGAUGUUAUUACAAACCUCUUGAAUUUGGCUGGCAACAGUUGUGAAAAUCUAAUUGAAAAUCUUAUUGUUUAUGGUGAUCGUGAAACUACACAACUUGGAACUAAAUUUCUAUUCAGUUUACUCAAAUUGGAAUUUAUUUUCCUGAAGUAUGCAUCACCGUCAACCUGUAGCUCCAUGCCUAAUAGGAAGGCGGUAUUUUUUCAAAAAUUAUGUGAUUGUUUAUCUCUUCCAACAAGUGAAGAUUGUCGUGGGAAUAAAUUAACACGUUGGCUGUUAAUCUGUCAGACAUCAGGUGGUUGUGAAGCCUUACUGAAUCUACUCGAUUCAAUAAUUUCUAUCACUUCGAAUGAAAAUUACAAUGAUGCUGCAAGUGUGAAUUCAACAUCAUCAUUAUCAAUACUAAAAAAUAGUUUAUUAAAUCUCUUCAGUAUAAUUUCUAUGUUUGGAAAAGACUCUGCCGGUUCAUCACAGUUCUGGUAUCGUUUACCCUUAUGUCUUGGUCCUGUAUCACUCUUAAAUUUACCAAUAUCCAAUUGGACGUAUUCAGGCAGUGAAUGCUUAGCACAAUGCUUACCUGGAAAACUUCAAAAAGCAGAAAAAAACAAAACCACACAUUCUUUAUCGCAUAGUACUAACGCUAACAGUAAUCCUAAUAACUCUUCCCUCACAGUACCUGUGAGCAGUACUCAAUCAAUUGUAAAUCAUAAUCCCAACGGAGAGAACAAUAUAUUCACUAGUCUCAGUGGUAUUUCAAUACCUAAUAGCUACUUAUCCUUUUUAAGUGGUUGUUCAAAUUUCAACGAUUUUGUUGAUAUAUCUACAGACAGUGCUACAGUACUACAAAAGUCUACGCAUUCAUUGUUUCCACUGUCAAAUUAUCCACCGGAAUUACUUAUUCAUUUAACAGAUAUUAUCUCAUUUAUGCGAUAUAAUUUCAUUACAAAUAUUGAUCCAUCGAAUAAUGCCAAUAAUAUUAUCUUACCAGAUUUACAAGAUUGGCAUUUGUACGGUUUACUAGAUGUGGAACCGUUACAUUUCCCACUGGAUAAAUUAUCACUACAGUUGAGCGAUGAUUGUGAAGUAGAACGCGUAGAUUUCUUUACUGGAGAACUUUUGGUUGACAGUGAACAACAUUGUAUGACAAUUAAUGAAUCACAAAUGAAUCCAAGCGAAAAACAUCGUCUUUCUGAUGCAUUAUCUCAUUUAACAGAUCCCGUGGAAGCCUAUCAUUUAGUGAUAUCCCGUAUGCAUCCAGGAGCACAUCGUUCAGUUACUUUCAGUUUCAAUGCUUUAAAUAAAAAGCAUAACCAUCUAUCAUCCUCAUCAUCAGUAAAUUUACUCACUGAUAUUAUAAUUCCAGUUAAUCCAUGCCUACAGUGUAUCACUCUUGAAGCUUUACUGGACAAUCCAGCAGGUAGUCAAUCGUCCAAAAAAACACUAACAAAAUUGAUAGCUGUAUCAACAGAUAUUGCUUGUUCAACCCUCGUGUUACGUGAUAUUCAUCCACCGAUUGAAUUUACUCGUCUGCGUAUAUCGAUUGUCGGUCGUUUAGACUAUCCACAUGGUAAAGCACGUAUUCAUCUUGGUGCGUAUUUUGGUAGAGCUGGUCUAUUAAUGGACUGUUUCAAUCCUAUUCAAUUCAAUGCUGAUAAUCGUGCAUUGAAUAUAUUCAAGUGUUUAGAUAGUCUUAUAAUGAGUAGAACAACAGAGUUUAUCACUGUUCAACAGAAAUUAUUAAAUAUUUGGAAUCAAAGUGAUAAAAAGCCCAUAGUAACUAGAAACAAAGAUGAAAGUGAAGUGCCAUCAUCUGUAUUAUCUGAUAGUAGUGAUCUGGAAAUGUCAUUAUUAUACAGAAAAUGUUGUAGCCUUCAAUACCAAAUAAAUUGGUUGUGUCGUACAUCGACUCGUUUGAGAAAUGGAUACUAUCCUGAAAGUGCUUAUGAAUAUAGAAAUCGAAUUUGUGAAAUGUCUGAUGAACAAUUGAAAAAGGAUUUGUAUCCAGAUAAAAUUCGAUAUAUUUUAGAACGUUGUUUACUUUGCUUACUAAGUCACUCAAACAGUCUGUUGUCUCUAGUCAAGCCGAUAUCACCGUCACCAGUACUACCGCCUACUGAAUCAGAUAAUAAUCAAGCAUUUAUUCAAUAUGUUGACGAGUGUUCCACUAAUAUUUUGCAUGAUAUGCUUAUUCAUGGAAGUCGUUCAAUGCAGAUACUCAUUGUUGGACUAAUGCCAGUUUUAACAAAAAUCAAUUCUCUGCUCUCGAUUGCCUCUUCAACUCCUAAUGAGCAUAAUUUCCUUUGUAAAUUUAUCAGAGAAUUUAAUGCCUCCACUAGUUUAAUAAAGACUAAGCCACAACUUUCAAUGAUUUAUGAAUCUAGAAGACAUUUGUUGUACUGGGCUGUUAUUCAACGUCUUAUACAUUUUGGAAUGACAGGCGACUUGUUGAAUGCUUCUGUUUCUAUUCUACAAAAUGUCUGGAAUUCUAUAGACAAAGCUGAGUCGAAUAUUUUCACUGAUGUUCUUCAGUUAGUGGAUACAAUCAUAGAAAAUGGUUGUUCAUCUCUUCUUACUCUACAUAAAUCAUUCUCCAGUCUACUUACAUCACUUGAUGCGUGUCAAUCAGCCUAUUGUGGUCAAACAGGCGUAAAUGGUCUGCUUAAAUGGCAUUAUUCUCAUCAGCUUCAUAAUGUUGAUCGUCGUAAUCUUGUCUAUCCAUAUUGUCAAACGAGAACUACACGUGUCACAAAUGGUGCAUACACGUAUGACGCGAUAUCUCAUUACCAGUUGUGUCUUAUUUCUUUUUAUCGUUUACAUUUGGAGUGUUUGACAAGAUUAUCAACUCAAUAUGUAGCUAACCGUGAUAGUCAUUUUCAAAGCAUAAAAAAUGAUACAUUUCCAUUGGGAGCAUUGUUUGUACGCAGAAGUAUUGACUCACAGACAUCAAUACUAAUGCGAUCUUGUAUUCCUAGAGGUUUGCAUCAAACAAACACCUAUCCGGGCAAAUCUUUAAUCCCCUUGGAGACGUAUCAAAUUCCUCAGCAAAGAUUUCUCUGUAUGUUCGGUGAUGGUGAUUCUGUUAACAACGCCUUCAAUCAAUUAUUACCACUGUUGGCUGAACUUGCAUUCAAACUAUUGAAUAGCCUGUUGUGUGUAAAUCGUACGUUUUCAGGUGAUUCUAGUCUACACGAAAAUUGUUUUGUUAUCUGUCGUCUGCUUGGACGUGUUUGUUGGCAUCUUCCCGGUGAUACAGUUCGCAAACAUUUCAUUCCUGGUGGAAAGCUUACAAAAUCCUCUGUGUAUUCAUUGUUUUACAAGUUCUGUCAAUUUGGUCAACAGGAGUCAUCUCUAAUAAGUGAUGUAUUCAUCGAAUGUAUGUGUCUUAUUCUCAAUUGUGAAAGAUUACCUGAUUGUCCACAAACUGUUAAACCGGAUAAUUAUGGAACCACUCAAAGUAUUGAUCUGCAUAAAUCUAAGAAUAAAUCAUGGCCUUAUCCGAAUAACUCUGUGGUUAAUUAUGGUAUACAGCAAUGCAUGAAUUCACUAUGGCAUCUAUUACCGAAUCACCUGGUGUCGACUGCUCAAUCUGUUCUAUUCAAUCCAUCAGAUUGUUAUUCAUGCAAUUCAAGUGAUCAUUCACAUGUAAGAGGAGUUGGUGAUAACGCCGCUGCUGCCGCUGUUGAUGAUAACAGGAGAAGGGUGAAAUCAUCGACUAAUGGUCAUUAUGCCUUAUGUGAAUUAUUCUCUAAUUGUAUAAAUACUCUACUAAUUAAAAAAUCAGUAUCAAUUCAUUUUUGUUAUCCAGCGCAUACCUGUAAAGACGGUGUAAUUGAUUCACAUCCGUGUCUUUUGAAUAUUUUACGUUUGUAUUGCGGAAUUGUCGGUGAACCGAGUUUUAAGCCUUGGAAAAUCCUUUCACCUAGUUUGAAUCCUGAAAAAUCCUCAUCCCAUCAAAACAAUGAUCUACAAAUAAGCAUGCACAUUAAAAGCGUUAAAUAUGUAUUGAAAUCAGUUAAAAAGCUUGUAUUAUCAGUUCAAAAAGAAAACAAUUUAAAUGCAAACUCACCUUUUAUGAAGAGAGCUAUUGAACUGCGUCGUGAUGUAUACACAUUAACUAUUCAAUUCUUAGCCUGUGUAGCAGCUGACUCCUCAGAUUUACGUUUAUUCAUCCUGAAGUCUUCUGAAUUUUCAACAUUUUCAACUGAAUUAUUUACAGAUAGUUCAUUUGCUGCAGAAGGUAUAAAUCGUUCAAUUACUUCAGCUUUAGAAGUACUCUUCACAUGGUUUGCAUAUACAAAAGUGGAACAAAGUGGCUGUGCUAUUCAUCCUUUUGAUAAAUUUUGUCUUGAACAAUUAACUGCUUUAAUCCGAGAUUAUGCAUUAACUUCAACAUUACCAUUCUCGCUAUUUGAUCUCGAUCACGACAUGACUAAAGGACCUCGUGAUCUACAAGCCGUCCUUUUAACUGCUAUCUGUUCACGUAUUAAACUAUGUAAACCAAUGAAGGUUGAAGAGUCUGAAGUGAAUGAAAACACUUCAUUACUUCGUGGAAUUGAAGACAGUAUCAUCUCUUGUUCAUCGCAUACAAUGUCAUCGAUGUCAUUUGAAUACCUGUUGAUUAUUUUUAAAAUGAUAUCAAAUUAUUUAUAUCAUCGUCUUAGAUGUCUUGAUCAUCAAUUCUCAACAUCAUCAUCAUCAUCAAGUGGUGGUAAUAUUGUCAGUCAACGUGAUGUAAAUAAUAAUAAUAAUACUAAUAAUUUCGAGGCCUAUUUUUUAUGCUUAUCAUCGUAUUCCACUGUAAUUGAUGAAGAGCAUGAAUUUUAUAAUAAAAAUUCCACUUUAUGGUCAACAAUGGCUAGUAAUCGAAUUCGUCAGUUAGGCAGUAGUAUAAUUCCUGAUCAACUACCAGAAAAUCCAGCUUCUCUUGCCACAUUAUACAUGAAUCGGUUAACCUGUUAUUGUUGUUAUCUGCCCGGGAUAUGCUCUGCUGGUAAUGCCUAUUCACAAAUCCUAUCUACCUCUCUAUAUCAUGAUAAGUGUCUAUCCAUCAUUCUUGGUAAUUUGUGUAAAAUACUAAUUGAAAAUUCUACUUCUACGGAUAGACAAAAAUUGUUGACAUAUUUUACAAAGCAUACAGAAUUAUUUUUAGCAUCACUACGUGUUAGUCAUGUACCAGCUUCACUGAGUACAAUGAUUACAUUAUCUUGCCUGAUUAAUGGAUGGAAAACACUCAGACGAUUAACUGAAUUAAUUAUUAGGCAUUUUAAAGCAUAUAGUAUAUGUGAUUGGGUAUUUUAUUGUGUACUGACUAUUACAACCUACUCUUCUUCGUCUACUUCUACGAAUACUACUGCAGAGAAUUCAAUGCAUACAACUAGAAUUGUAAAACACUUAAUCCAUUCAUUGUUAUCUACAUACCCGUUAAAUUCAUGCUGUCUAUUCUUAUUAUUAAGUUUAUUCAUUUCAACCGAUACAAGUAUAUUGUGUAACAAAGACUAUGCUGACAUAAUUUUACAAACAUUUGUUGAUGAUACCCAGUGUUUAGCAGUAAUGAUAGAAAAUCAAAUUAUUGCUUUCCCAUCCUCAUCCCCCUACUUUAAACUUUCAUUGGAAUAUACAAACAAGCGGCGAAAUAGUAUCAAUUCAUCUGAAUUAGGUCAAGCUUUGUUAAAUCAAUCAUUAUGCUUUAAUAUACCAUGUUAUCAACAAUCUUCAGCACUGAAUUUUCAAUGUUUAAAUCAAUCUCUCCCUAUCGGUUUGUCUGGUCCAAUUCAUGCUUUUAAACAAUCAUCAAUAAAGUGUCUACAGGAUAUAAUUGAUUUGAAUUAUCCAUCGAGAAAAGAUAAGCAAACAUCACAUACUAUUACUAACACUACUGCCGCCAGUUGUCAGUGUCCAAGCGUGAAUAAAACCCUUGUUGGUAAAUCUGAGCUCAAAGCAUUGGCGACAAUUUGUCGUCGAAAAGAUUUGCUGGAUUUUGCGCCAACAGCUUUAAUUUAUUCUGAUAUACUAGAUGAACAAAUGGCAUCAUUUUGUCGGACACUAUCAGUUAUCGAUGAUUAUAACGUUGGUGACUGUGAAAAUAAUAUCAUUUACCCAAUGUAUUUAGGCUAUUCUGCGUAUAAAUCUGCACCGAUGACUUGUACUGAAUCGGGUGUAAUUGAAGAAGAGGAUGAUCUUAAGAAUUCUAACACCACUGCUACUACUAGUACUACUCAUGAUAAUGCUAAUAAAAGUAGUAAUGAUAGUAAUACAAAUAAUGUCGAUUUAUCAAGUAAACUUCUUGUCGAGAAAUUCAGCUUAUCCGAAUUGACAAGAACAAGUUUCAUUUUUCAAAAUGAUAAUGAAUGCUUACAAAUUGUUGUUCGACUACCGUGUUUAAUUCAGUUGGAGUGUGUUUAUUUAUCAACAAAGAAUUCAGCUAUAUCAGCUAGUCCUGCAGCAGUUGAAGUUGAACUAUAUCGUGAUCUACCCGGUGCUUCUCGACGAUCUUUUGUUAGUUCACAUAAAUCUGGUACAUUUCCAUCAGCUAGUAAUAGUAGUAGUAGCAGUUCAACUCGUCAGAAUACACACACUACGUCCCCUGAAUUUCAUACAAUCAUAUUUUCGCCUCGUUUAGUAUCACAUGUUCUACUACGACUCUACCGGCCUUUUGAUCGUGAUAAAAAUCUUCAUGUGGACAAUUUACGUCUACUAGGACAACAUACAGAUGUUAAACAGUGUUGCAAGGAAAUCCGUAUAAGUAAUCCUGACAGUUAUGCAGCUACGGGUACUGAACGAACAAGUACCAAGUAUUCAGAUAUCAAAAUGCGAGCAAUUAUUCUUCUGCAUUUAAUUCACAAUGAACUGAUUUCACAAACAUCGUUACCAUCGAAUGAGUUUUAUUCCAGCCAAUUUGUUGAGUUACUUUUACAAUCCUUAGAAACUGUCAGCAUGAAUGAACAACUUUCAUUCUAUACACGUCAAUUCCUACAAAUGGUUUCUUGUCGUCAACAAAUUUCUGAAAUUACUAGCUACAUAAAUAAUCUUACCAGUGAAUCAAUGCAAAGUGAAUGGUUCUAUCCAUUAGAGGCAUAUAAUGCGUCAACGUCGUCUUCAUCGGCUUUCUCCUCUUCUAUGCCCUAUUCUUGGGAUUCAUAUCCUUCAUCUGCUGUUAUGUGUGAACGUAUUUUAUUGGGAUUAUUGAUAAACACGACAAGUCAUAAUUGUAACGAUUUUGCUGGUUACUUAAUCUUAAGAUUACUUGACCAUUUCCCAGACGCUAUGCAAGAGUAUGAUCAAAUUGAGUCAUUUAUAAGUGAAUCAGAAUUGGAACAAGUUUCUACAGAUUAUGAAGACUUCAAUUCUCUCUAUCUGUUUGGCCCAUUAGCUUCAUUAGCAUCGACACCUUAUCAACGCUUGUUUGCCUGGUUAUGUCUACAUCAAGAUGCUGAACAGUCUAAGCGUAUUGAAUUUGUCUUCGACUGGUUAAACUAUUUGUAUAAAAUUUUCAUACCAAGACAACCACCUUCUAUUUUAUAUUCUAGGCUUUUCACUCAUUGGUCUCAAUUAUUAUUAAUAUUUUCAAGUGUUUUAUGGAGUUUGCAUAACAGUAAUGUUAGUAGUAGUGGUAGUCAAACAAAUUGUACACAUUCAUGGCGAAAAUGUCUAACAGUCGAUUUAAUUAGUUCUCUUCAUGACUUGUGCAUUUCAUUGAGGCAUCAUCGUGAAAAAUAUGUACAUAUAACAAAGCUGGAUGAUAAUUGCAUCGUUGAAAUUGAACACUUCUGUGAUGCUCUAACCAGUCUAUUAUGCUCAUUAUGCUCAAUUGAACCGAAUGCUGUGCCUAUCCUCUUAUCAAAACUGUUAGUAGUUUCCACCUCUUCGUCUUCUGCAACUGCUGCUUCUCCUUCUAUUACUGUUGAUCAAAAUCAGGAAUCUUUAUUAUUUAAUAGUCAGCUAAAGAUUUUAAAUUCAAUUCUUUCUUCUGAUCCUAUUGUCUACUCUGUUCUAUGCAUGAAUAGUGAAUCGCCGACGACACCACCAACAACAACCACAACAACAGUAUCAGAUAACUUUUUCUAUGAUUGUUGUAUUUGGCUGGUAAAUUAUCUUUCUAGUUAUAACGCCUUUUCUCCCAACACCUCAUCAUCAUUAUCCUCAUCUGUCCAUUCAGCUGUAAGACGUCUAGACAUGUUAACCUACUUUAUGCAAUCAAAUCAACCGACCGUCUUGAGAAGUGCUCUUGGCAAGUUAAUUUGCGAUCAUCUUCUACCGGUUAUAUUUUCUACAUUCACUUCAAUGUUGAAUUCAUCAAAUAUCUAUGAAUUUUGUCAACUACAAAAAGCAACUAUCGAAUUGUAUGAAGCAAUGAAAUUACCUAUACCUGUGCAAAAAUCACCUUCUGAUGAUUUGUCAAAUGUAUAUUGUGAAAAGACAACUUUAGAAGCUUCAGAUGUCUAUGUGAAUCGUUCAAAUGAUCUUCUUAUUGGAGCUUUUAAGGAAUCACUUUCAAACUCCAAUUUUGAACUGCCGAAUUUUCUAUCGGAACUAAUCUUCCAGCGAACACCUAAGCCUAUUGUUUUUAAACAGACAAUUGCAGUAUUCGCAGUCACUUCAUCAAAUGAUUCAAAUACCCGAUUGAUUUACCCUGGCCACUUACUGACUACUCCAUCGAACUAUUCAAUUCAUCCGAGUCUGACAACAGCCAUCCUGUUGAUAAAUAUCAAUCAACCGAUAGUCAUCCCAUCAGCAGCAGCAGCAGCAACUGAUGCCAACAAUUAUAAUGAUAUUCCGUUUAGAAAAGAUUUAUGCUUAAAACAUUUACGACUAAUCCUAUACUACUUAUUACAUCCAUAUUCACCUAUACUUCAGCAGAGUAUAUCACGUCCAAUGAAAUUAGCCAAUUCACCAGGAAUCCAUACUACUAAUGAUUUUGAAUUAAGUCUUGCAUAUUGUCUUCCAAAAAACAUUGCAUCAUCAAAAGAUUGGAAUAAAGCCCUAUUUCUACCUGAAGGUUAUUCAGAUUAUUGGAGUACAGAAAAAUUGUAUAGAUUAGUUAAUUUUUCUCUUGUCGUGAAUGAAUCUCAUCUUCUCUGCCUUCUGGUUAGACCGUGUGAACAUGCAAGAUUUCUAUCACAUCCACCAAUAGUAAAACAAGACAUGAAAUCAUAUACCUUGAUCGAAAACAAGAAGACGAAGAAGAAAGAUAACUUCUUAUCCUCUGAGCUGUUUGUUCACGAUUACCAAUCAUAUACAAGAAUAUUUUUGAAAUCUGGUCUACUUCAUUCAAUUGCGCAGUCAAUUGUCAAUCGUUUACUCAAUACUCCUAAUCGACUUAGAGGUGAAACAGCGGAUCAUCUGACGGGAUUUUCAUCAAAGCAGCAGUUGAGAAAGGCUACUAAACAGUUCAAUGCUUGUAUUAUGUCAUCAUUAGAUUGUAUAAAUACCUGGAGUCUAUUGGAUGACUGUGAUAUUGAUAACAUUAUUAAUAGUAAUACUAAUAAUAAGUCAUGUGUCAUGUCAUCUCUGCCUAUGCAUUGUAUAAUCGCCUAUAUCAUUUUACUAAGAUUAACUCACUAUGAUCUAACCUUGUUGAAUAUGAUUGAAUCACGUGGCUGUCAUGUGAUUUCAACGAUAGCCAACCAACCAGGUUUAAUGUAUCUACCGAAUUAUUUAAUUCAAUUAGCAGCUAAUCCAAACUGUUGUCCUACCUCUUCUUCACUAUGCGAUAGUAGUCAUAGUAAUAGGGAUAGUAGUAGUAUACUUGGCAAUAAUUCUGAAAAUUCAACAUACUCUAAGAUUUUACCACUUCAUUGUUUAUGUCAUUUCUAUGAAAAUGUGAGCAAUGAUGUUGGCGAGGUUUCCGUCUAUGCCAGCUUAACAUUACCAGGUUUACGUUGGGAGCAUUUAAACUCUGGGGUAUUACAACUUCUUCUAAGUUAUAUGUGUGUUCUCUCACGUGGAUCGUGUUCAUAUUUACCGGAUGCAUUUGAUACGGUUGAAUUGAAUGCUUAUCUUUGUGCAAAUCAACCAAACUGUGUUAAUAAUCAUCAGCAUUUGUUAUCGUCGACAAUUGAAACAAUCAAUUGUCUGUAUACAAAUCUAAUAAAACCAGCCUGUUUAAACUUUGAAAGUGAAUUGUUUCCUUCAACAUCGUUAUCAUGUCAACAAACAGUAUCUAGUAUGAAUAGUAAAACCAAUAAAUAUCAAUGGGAUAAUUUUCCAUCAUCGAUAGCAACAUCCACUUCGCAUAAACCGGUUAUUAUUACCGCUUGGGCAAAAGGGACUGGAUUUACAACAAAUACGCCAACAGCAGCAACAACAAUACUACCAACAAUAGUUGGAGACGGGGAUUCAACCAGUGCUCCUAACAAUUCGUAUUCUAAAAUGACACAAUCAAAAGUUGAACGUGAAGAUCAGUAUGCUAUUGUAUUAUGCAAUACUUUGAGUGGAUUUCUUAAUACAUUUAUGAAUAGCAGAUCGAAUCAUGAUGGCGAUAAUGAUAACGACGAUGAAUUAUUCGGAUCAAUUGUUUCUUAUUUUAUGAUGAAAUUUAAUCUAAUCAACUUUAUUAUUAAUUAUCUACGUAAUAAUUCUAUUGUUGAAAUAGUCAGUCGUAUUUCAUUGUAUAGAUCUAUAUUUCGACUAAUUCAUAGUAUUGCCUUAUGCCCACAAUUGCAUUGGUUAUUGAUAUUUGUUCAAGGAGAUUUAGACAAUAGGCUGAUUGUAGAAUAUUCUUCUAAAUUAUUCAAUGCAUUUCAAUCUUAUUGGAGUGAUGAUACAACAAAUGCGUCAAUAAUUGUGAAUACUAUCACUGAUAAUCAUGAUAAUAAUAAUGAGGAUGAUUUGAAUAAGUGUUUCAGCAAUAUUGAUUCUUCGUGUGUUAUUGCCUUAUCAAAACAAAUACUAUCUUAUUUGUCCAAAUAUAUGGAACAUUUAAAUAAACUAGGAUUAAAUAAGUCUGUUGGAUCAGAUUAUCUUUCAGGAGAACAGUCUACACUUAAAACGCCUAAAACCGAAGUGAUUGCACAACCUGCUAACAAACCUAGUAAAGGUUUAACUCGUCAACCAUCUAUACGUUAUCGUACCGGUCUAAAGAAAACUAGUGGAAACUUCACAAAGACUCCUAAUAAUAAUACUAAUUCAUUGCUGACUGGAAGCGUCUUGUCAAAUUCUGAAUUUGAUGAUGACACAUCCAAUUUGGAAUCAUCAUUUAAUAAUCAUCAUCACCAGACAAUCAUCAAAACUUGUAGUCUGCUACAGCUGAAAUCUGGUUUCUUUGAUCUUUUGGAUGAAACUAGUGAUGAAAGCGGCGAUGGUACACUAUCGACUGUGACAGAAACUGAUGAAAAACACAAUGAAGAGGGCAAUGGUGUUUUGAAGCAGUCUGUUGAAGAGUUAUCCGACAAUAUUGGUGUUGGUGAUAAUAAUAAUAACAAUGGUCGAUCCCAGACUAUUGAACCAGUGCAGGUAAAUGGAUCCAAUGAAAGCAAUAAUGAUUUACCUAAUGGUUCAUCUCAUUGUGAACAAUUGAAUAAUAACAAUGAACUGAACAAUAAAUCUUCGAGUAUAGUUUACAAUAAAUCGAGUAAUUCAAUCUAUGUUAAUCAACAUUUACUGAUUACGCUGAAUGAAUUGAAGAAUACAUUUAAAAUAUUAAAAAUUAUAUUAAUGUAUCAACAGUUAUCUGUUGUAAAUAAAGAUUUCGAUCACGAUGUCAAUAGUUCCGAAGAUCAAUCAUCUACAGACGGUCAGACUAGAAGUGGUAGUGGAAUACCAAACAGUCAAGUCGUGCCAAUAAGUUCAAGUACAUCUUCAACUAAUCAAGAUUAUUGCUUAGCUUUGAAAAGUAUACAAUUUUGCAUGAUGAAGUUCUUAUCAGUUUCAGAAAAGAAUACUGUAUCUUUGCUAGUACCACAUGCAUACGCUGAUUUAUGUACUAAACAUGAAGGUUUAGUUUUACUGAAUCGUAAUAUAAAAAAGUCGCCUGAUAGUGGCGAUACAUCAUCCACUUCUGCUGUUGUGCCUUCUGUUCCUGCUUCUGCUGCAUUAUCAUCUAGUGAUCUUAAAAAACCAUCGUCGUCAUCAAAAUUACAAGUAACACCAAAGAAUCGAUCAUUGGAUUGUUUACAACGCCUUGCUCAAGAAGUUGUCACAUUGAGUACUAGUCUUCCAUUAUCAGAAAAUGCCAGCGUGUUUAUGCGAUGUGAUGAAAAUCAUUUAUGUUUAAUCAAGGCAAUAAUUACUGGUCCACCGGAUACACCUUAUUCAGGUGGUUGUUUUGAAUUCGAUAUAUACAUUCCACCAAGUUAUCCAAGCCAACCUCCGUUGGUUGAAUUUCGUACAACAGCAAAAAAUACAUUCCGAUUUAAUCCAAAUCUUUAUGAAGAUGGUAAGGUAUGCCUGUCAAUAUUGAAUACAUGGCAUGGAUCUGCUGAAGAACGAUGGAAUCCUGAAACAUCCAGUUUAUUACAAGUAUUGGUAUCUAUUCAAUCAUUGAUUUUUGUACAUGAACCGUACUUCAAUGAACCUGGUUUUGAAUGUACUAUGGGCACACCGAAAGGUAUUGCUAUCAGUUAUAAAUACAAUGCUCGAAUUCGUGCUGCUACUGUUCGUUGGGCUAUGAUUAAUCAGUUAAAACAUUUACCAGUUGGCUUUGAAGAAGUAAUUCUGAAGCAUUUCCUUCAUAGACGUCCAUUUAUUAUCUCUCAAGUUGAACAGUGGAUCUUAGAAAUGCAUAAUCAUGAACAAUUUAAAGGAAUAGAAGUUUACGUCAAAGAACUCGAGGAUUCUUUGACUAUUUUGAAAAUUGAAUUUCAACAGCUCGAAGGACGUUUAAUCAAUUGGGAAGAGAAAAAGAAAUCAUUGACUCAGUAA